This is a messenger RNA of Teleopsis dalmanni, 1005 nucleotides long. RefSeq lists its product as uncharacterized. Lineage: Eukaryota; Metazoa; Arthropoda; Insecta; Diptera; Diopsidae. The transcript is spliced from 2 exons. Bases 136 to 969 code for a protein of 277 amino acids. The record is from RefSeq and is a predicted model, not a curated record.
UCCCAUUUUGUGUCACAGCGUAGGCGGUGUAUAUUGAAAAAAUUUUGAAAUCAUUUGAUAUUUUUUUCUUUAUAUUUACACGCCUUGUAAUUCUGAGUUAAAGACUAGUUUGUGGAUAUAUAUUGACUCAUAAACAUGGAAGGAAAUACUGAAAAUGUAUGUACCAUUUGUGGCACAAAAGUAGACAUAACCGACUGUGAACAUUAUAUAUGUAAAGAGUGUGUCCUUAAAUGGUUUGAGAUUAGUUCAGAAGAUUGUGUUAUAUGCACCAUUAUGAAGUUUGGUCUUCCAACCAAUGAACAGCCUCAAUCUGCAGCAGACAAGGCAGAUAAAAGGAAGCAGUUUCAUAAAUCGAAACAAGUUGAAGAAUUUGGUGUUCCAACCAAUGAACAGCCUCAAUCUGCAGCAGACAAGGCAGAUAAAAGGAAGCACCUUCAUAAAUCGAAAAAAGUUGAAGAACUUGGUGUUCCAACCGAUGAACAGCCUCAAUCUGCAGCAGACAAGGCAAAUAAAAGGAAGCACUUACAUAAAUCGAAGAAAGUUGAAGAAUUUGGUGUUUCAAACAAUAAACAGUCUCAAUCUGUAGCAGACAAGGCAGAUCAAAGGAAGCACUUACACAAGUCGAAGAAAGUUGAAGCCAAUCAAAUUCAACAACCACCAAAUCCUAUUUCUCACUCUCGUCAAAAUUUCAUCGAUCGUAGCAAAGGCCAAAAAAAUGCUAUUUCCAAACAACAUGAAGGUAACAAUGGCAACAAAAACAAGAAAUCUGAACAGAAACAAUUGGGUCGAAAAAGAUUUCCUAGACCAUCGUAUGUCAAUCGUAACGCUGCAAGAUUGGAGCCCAGAGCCCAGGCUAAUCAAGUAGAUGGAUUUUGGGGCAUUGUUCAGAAUGUAUUUGAGGUGCUAAAUGUAAUACACACCUUAUUUCUAGUAGGUUUAAUAAUAUAUUGGUGUUAUUAUUUUUUUUAAACCAUAUUAAAAAGAUGAUAAACUAUAUUAAAAAAA